AUGCCAGAGCAACCUUCAUUGGCAAUUCAUAGCACCUUCACCCAGUACGGGCCUGGCCAAAUAGGCUUUAUCGACGACGAGAGCAGUGAAACGGAGGGUGCACCUGUGUACACGCUUAGAUCUCUCGUCAAACCGUUCGUCAUCAAGCAGUGGGUCUAUCGAGGCAAGAUAUAUCGGGAGCGCAAAGAACGCGUGCCAUCGCGUUUCGAACUCUUCUUUGAUCUCGUAUUCGUUGCUAUUGCGCACCAGCUGAGUGAUGCUGCCGCAGAGCACGCCGGGGGACCAGGUCUGGCACAGUUCAUAUUAACAUUCUUUCCGACAUGGGGAUUAUGGAAUGAAACGCGUGCCUUUAUCAACGCAUCAGGAACUGACGAUGUACUACAACGCGUUGGGGUUCUUUACAUGAUGGCACUACUCCUAGGCUACACUGCGAAUGCAUCCGCCAUUACCUUGGGCAAUCACGGUGGCAACCAGUCGACGUCUACAGAGAGUACCGCAGGGGAAUCAACGACCCAUGCAAUAUUGGCUGCGGUACUGGCUGAGGGGGGAACCUCUGCCCAUACGAGCGACACGGCCCUCGUUACAGCGACUGCCUUCUUCCUCUUGGCAAAAGGACUAAGAAUCAUCUUCUUUGGAAUGUACGCGGUGGCAUUGCCGACAUUCCGAGCAGCUCUUUUAUUCCAGGGACUCAAUCAAGUCAUCGGGUUCUUCUUAUACUUUCCACUCCUCUUUGUGCGGAGUCCAACCGCUAUCAUUACUCUAGCCUCGCUUGGAAUGGCUUGGGAGAUUAUCAUGCGAUACUCUAUUGGGAUUUAUCGAGUACAAUGGGACAGUGUACUUUCAAGAUUCAAGAGAAAGGCACCGCCUGUAGUAGAAAAGGAGGACCCAGCUCCGGAAGUGGAUGUUGUGAAUGACCCGGACAGAGUUUCUCAAGUAGAAGAGCAACGACACUUGCUCGGCUCCCACGUUCCAGCGCUAAAUAUCGAGCACUUCUUGGAAAGAACUGCCGCCUUCAUCGUUAUCGUUCUAGGCGAAAUGGUUCUGAGUGUCGUGUAUCACGCAACACCAGAACAAGUAGGGUUCAAGAAGAUCUAUGGCAAUGCUGUAUGUGGUCUGAUAAUCGCAUUCAAUUUUGGCUGGUUAUAUUUCGAUGCAGAGUGCAGCCAUCGGUUCUUGCAUGCUUUACGUCGAAACUGGUUCACGGGCUUAACAUUCACUAACCUUCAUUUCCCUCUCUCGGCCGCUCUUAUUCUGGCUGGUGCAGCCACCUCGAGGAUGACGCAGCAUGAAGAUCAAGUAAAUGAUGCAAUAAGAUGGUACUUUGGAGGCGGACUAGGAUGUGCGAUGAUCUCCAUGGCCCUGAUUGGGAUGCUCCAUCGCAACUUGGACCCCCAGGGAACCACCAAAUUAGACAGACAUGUGCAACUUGGCUUCCGGCUUGCAGUAGGAAUCAUCAUGUGUUGUCUACCUCUCAGCAAGCUCUCGCCGCUUGAGUUAAUGGGAAGCUGCGCUGGGCUCACCACCUUUUUGGUCGUUGAAGAGACGUAUGGGAAGCUUCAUCGAGGCAAGAAAGGACCUACGUCGGAGCCGGACGACGUACCUCGGACGGGAAGUCCUCAACAAGAAUUGAUGGAAAGUAGGGCUGGCGAUGCAACGAGGGAGGAACAUGAAAAGAAGGAGAACUAG
Serendipita indica DSM 11827 is the source of this 1686-nucleotide messenger RNA. The record is from the annotation of a GenBank genome assembly. NCBI's taxonomy places the organism in Eukaryota, Fungi, Basidiomycota, Agaricomycetes, Sebacinales, Serendipitaceae.